Aedes albopictus (Asian tiger mosquito) is the source of this 3441-nucleotide messenger RNA. Its product is annotated as putative helicase MOV-10. Gene Ontology annotation, biological process: regulatory ncRNA-mediated post-transcriptional gene silencing. NCBI's taxonomy places the organism in Eukaryota, Metazoa, Arthropoda, Insecta, Diptera, Culicidae. The coding region runs from base 210 to 3236 and encodes 1008 amino acids. The record is from RefSeq and is a predicted model, not a curated record. The transcript has 6 exons. Gene Ontology annotation, cellular component: cytosol; P granule. Gene Ontology annotation, molecular function: 5'-3' RNA helicase activity; RNA binding.
GCAGGCACGAUUUGCUGACUUCAGUUGUAAAUAUGCAUCGCAGGAGAGCGGGAUGAGAUUUGCGCCUCCGUAUCGAUCGAUGGAUGAUCGAUCAAGUUAUUUGACUAAGUACAGCUGGUGUGAAAGCAGCCUAGUGAUUAGGGUGAUUUGCGAGAACAAAAUUCAAAAAAAUAAUCGUUGUACCCUGAGAAAACCGUUGGUUUGGCAACAUGGAUAUUAUUCAAUUACUGGAAAAGUUGAGGCUGCAUGAAGACGAAAUAAAUAGGACUCACGUGAAACAGAAAGCUGGUGCAGACAAAAUACUUCCAGAAUCUCAGAAAAACAAUCGAAAUACAAAGAAUACGAACUUCAAGAAACAUAAAAACAAUAAUCCAUUGGCAGAAGCACCGACUAAUCCUAAGCACCUCGUUGCAUCGAUAAGCGAUGAUACAAGCCAAAGCCAAAAAACGAGAAUUCGUAACACUAAUGGUCAAACAAAACAAUCUAAAGCAAAGCAGAAUGAAAAUGAAGAAGGCCAAACCGAAAAUAUACGAAAAGCAAGAAACCGACCAACAUUCAACCGCCAAUGGCAGAUCAAACCUGUCGAGACGAUCGUUCGUUUGCCGCGCACCUUGGCGACCAUCGAUCCGACCAAAGACUGCCCGAUUUGCCUGGAGCAGUUCAGGUCCGAGAGGGUGUUCCGAAGCCAUGUGGCCAUCGCGCAUGGUAGCGGUUUCAAACUCGAUCCACUACUAGACCACGAUCCCCGUAAUCGACGUAUCGAUCGCCAGGCGUUCAAAGUAGUCCUCGAACAACUACCAAUGGCGGUUCCCACGUUCUCGCUAACGAUCGAGAAUAAGGCCUCUGUCACGGUGCUGCUGAACUCGGUCUACAUCUUCGAUGGAAACGUGCAGUUUUUGCCGGUUUUCGCUGGGGAACAACAAGUACUUCGGAUGGUUCCCGGUUAUGUUUUUGAAGAGGAAGCCUCGUUCGACGAUCUGAUCUUGGUCGACGGUCGCCGCUAUUCCCUCAUUAUUACGGCAACUGCGGAUACAGUUUUCAGACGCCAGAUUGUAGAGCAGUACCAUUUCUCGGAGAAGCAGGUCAAAAAUAGAGGAAAGAAGACUCAGCUGAAACUGACAAAAUUGCCUCCAUACGAUAUUCCACGAUCGAUUGUUCUACUAUAUAAGAGUGAGUUCAAGAAAAAUGACCUGUAUACAGAUCAGGAGCACAACCUGUUGCGGCUAAUCGAAGGGUCCAAACAGGAUGAUUCACUAACAUUGGACAGAUACAGUAGGCAACUGACUGUGCUGAACCAAAUAGAAGCCCAACAUCUGCUCCAGGAGUAUUUCAGCUACACCAUUCUGGAACCAGUUCUCGUGCCAGAGAAGAAUACGCGUCUUUAUAGCGUUACGACUAACCAGUUCAAAAAGAAACCGUCGCUCCUAGACGAAGACGUGAAGGUUGUCUUCAUUUCGCAGGGAAACUCUAGCAUGAAAAAGGCGUACGGUGUCAUCGAGAGCAUAAGCGCCAAAACCGUUACGUUUCACAUGCAGGAAUUUGUCGAUGAAAAAAGUGUCGCCAAAGUGAUGUUCAUAUUGAACCGAACGACGUUUCAGCUGGAGAGAAACGCUUUGCAGCUUAUGGGUAGCACGUUGAUCAGGAGCAUUUGUUUUCCGGAAGCUGUCGUCGGAGGCCCACUGGAGACCAUUGCCAGCUUCCAGUGGAUUCGACGGAGCGUGGCGUCCAACGAGGAACAGAUGGUGGCCAUCCGCAAUAUCGUCAACCAAACAUCAUUUCCGGCGCCGUAUAUUCUGUUCGGACCUCCAGGAACCGGGAAAACGUCCACCCUGGUGGAAGCCAUCGGGCAAAUACACAAAUUGCGCCCGACGGUUAACAUUCUGGUUGCAGCUACGUCGAACUUCGCCGCCAACGAGUUGGCCAGCCGUCUGCUGGAUGUGAUUCCGGACGAAAGCAUUUUCAGGUUUUUUGCCUUUUCAUGUGUUAGGAAAAUCGACGAAAUCGAUUGCGACGUCCUGGACGUAUCCAACCUAGCAGGGAAGCGAUACAACAAUCUCUGCUACGAAGACAUCUACAUGUGCCGGGUGGUCGUGGCCACCUUGACCACAGCAGGCAGAUUGGUUCAGGCCAACAUAAAAUCGAAACACUUUAGCUACGUAUUCAUUGACGAAUGCGGAAGUUCCAAGGAGAUAUCGUCGCUGAUUCCGAUCGCGGGUCUGGCCACAACUGGAAAUGAAAUCAACGCCAGUGUGGUAUUGGCUGGAGAUCCCAAGCAACUAGGACCUGUUAUGCAGUACGAAUUUCUCAAGCAGACCACCCAUGGUCUUUCGAUGCUUGAGCGACUGAUGAAUCUUCCUCUGUAUUCAAGAGACCACGUGACUAAACAGUACAACCCCAAAGCCAUAACGCUACUCCGUGACAACUUCCGGUCGCAUGACACAUUGAUGAAGUUUAGUAGCGAUCUGUUCUACGAAGGACAACUUCGGGCAAAGGCUUCCCAUGACGUUAAAAAUUUGGCCAUCGGAUGGUGGCGUUUGCCCAAUAGGCACUGCCCACUGAUCUUCCAUUCGAUCAUUGGGCAAAUGAAAAAGGACAAUUUGUCGCACAGCUUUUUUAAUGCGGCCGAGGCUGAGCAAAUCAUAUUCUAUGUUUCGGAUUUGCUCACGAACGGACUGAACGGGAAACCGGUGAACCAAAGCGAUAUCGGUGUGCUAUCAUUUUAUGCUCGGCAGGUUAGUUUUAUUAAAACAUUGAUGAGAACAAAAAAAUGGUUUGAUAUAGAAAUCGGCUCAGCCGAACAGUACCAGGGACGUGAAAAAGCCAUCAUGUUGAUAUCCACCGUACGCUCCGGCAAAGACAAUGUAGGCUUUUUGGCCGAUGCCAAACGACUGAACGUGGCUCUAACUAGAGCUCGUUCGCUUCUGAUUGUUGUAGGAAAUGCUGAAACUCUACAGCAGGAUCCACUGUGGGCAAAGUUCGUCGAAUACUGCCGAAACCAUGGAGCCAUUGUUCAGAAAAGCAACAAGAAAGAAAAGAACACGAGAAACGCCAUGAAAAAAGUGAAAAAUGACAGUUCUACAACGGCUUCUAAAUCGCGGAAGAUAUUCGCGAAAAAUUCUAAUAAUUCGGUCAAAGAACCAACCAAAUCUUCAACAUUGGAAUCUCCUCUCAACAAUCAGGCCGAACUGAUGAUUCAGAAAAUGAUUCAGGAUUUUUAUCACCUUGACUUUGAAUAAUACAAUAAAAGGAUGAAAGUAUUUUUACAGCCAGACACGAUGAUACAGCGAAAUGCGUAAGACAUAUCAAAGUCUUUCUGCCUCACGUUUCGAUCCAAUAAGAGUGAGAAUGAUGUAUCAUUUUAAACGUCACUACAGUACAAAGUAGCCAAAAGUAUGUUUGUUACUUUACGCGAAUUAAAGACAAUUGCCAUAACAACUUUUA